UGCCCAGAGAAUAAUCGGGAGACCGAGUCCUGUGUGUCUCUCUGUUUCCUUUGCACACACUCUUGCUCGUUGUCACUUGCACCCUCGCCGUCAUCGUCGCGCCCAUUUUGGACAUUGGGAACCGCGUCCCACUCAACAACGACGCUCCACCCACCUCCACCGACCUCCACCCGCGCUGGCACUCGCACGUCGCACCACCACCACCACAGCAGCCAGCCGCCGCCCACCCUCCCGGUCGUAAGCUUUCAACACGACAACCGGCCUCGGGCAUCCAUCGGCCCACCUUUCACACAUCCCUCACCAUCCCGCGUCGCCGCAUCGCCGUCGCCGUUGUCUCUCUACGCCCCUCCUGCUUGCAUCUAGUGGGCCGUGGCUGCUCCCACUUGAGCGCCGCACAGACCGCAUCUCGACAACACCGACGUGACGAUCUGGUUGCAAUACGCCGUUUUCAGACACCGGAUCUAACAACGAUCCCAACGCUUCGCCACCCCCCCAGCCAACGCACCCUCCAGUUGCUUCCCCCAUCCACACGCAGCCACUUUUGUGUUGCCCCCAUCCCAUCUCGAUAUUGGGCAUCAUCUCCAUCCACAUAGCUGUCGCGUCUACUUUCUCGACCAACUUUGAACAAGUAGCCGCGCCCCACCCUACCACCCACUUUUAGGCUUAUCCAUCAUCCGUCAUGGAAGCCCUCAACCCCCUCACACCCAACACUGCCGCUUUCCUCGACUCUCUUGCCUUUGGUGACAUUGACACCAAGACACCAAACCCCACUGCCUUCCCUCCAUCGGCAUUCUUCCCCGUCCCCGGCCGCGACACGCCUGAGGAAUCCUCGCCCGACUCCAUUGUGGAUGCCAACGACGGCAAGCAGACAAGAAAUCAGUCCUUCAAUCUGUCUGAUGACUCUGAGGCUGAGAUGACGACUGCUGCUGCUGCUCAGAACAAGCGCAAGGCUCAGCCUAGCAACCCUGCGGCGGAUGACCACGACGACGAUGAGGACUCGUUUUCGGAGAACGAUGGCCACGAAGAUAAACGCCAGCACGGCAAUGACAAGCGUGGUCGUCGCAACACGUUGGAGAAGAAGGGCAAUGAGAAGGGGCCAAAGGACACGACUACCAAGGCUCAGCGCCGCAAGGAGCAGAAUCGUGCUGCGCAGAAGGCCUUCCGUGAGCGUCGCGAGGCCAAGGUUCGCGACCUCGAGGCCAAGGUUGCCGAGCUCGAGGCCAAGUCGUUUGGUGCAUCCGUCGAGAACGAGAACCUCCGCGGCAUUCUUCGCCGCUUGCAGGAGGAGAACGUCGCUCUCAAGCAGGCUGCCUUCACUUUCUCGGUCCCCUUCAACGGCAACAGCACCACUGCCACCAACAACGCGGCUGCCCCCGCGUCGGCGGCGGCUGCCGCUCAGCGCUCCGGCCAGCAGACCCCCACUGCUGCUGCGCUGAACCAGCAGCCGAGCGGCAUUGACUGGUCGCAGUUUGCCAACUUCAAGGUCCAGCAGAUUGCCAAGCCCCCUUCGCCUCCUCAGAGUGUCUCGAACGACUCGCUGCGCAGCAUUCACGAGGCGUCGCCUCACCUCGCGCACCGUGGGUCUAACUCGUCCAUCCCUGGUGCCAGCCCCGAGUCUCUCGUUUCGAUCAACGGUCCCAGCCCCAGCUCGGGCUCGGAGCGCAACACCGCCCCGACCCUCUUCAGCGGUAACACGACCUCUCAACCCCAGCUUUCUCGGUCGCCCAACACUCAGAGCCCGGCCGACAACCUGUCCACUCCUAGCUCCAUUGGCGGCACGAACAAGGAAGACGUCGAGGCCCUCUUCCGCAGCCUCUACCCGAAUGGCAUCGAUUCUAUCCUGGCGUCGGCGAACAACACUGGCAACACCCCGGCAGCCACCAACACGACUGCCACUCAGCCUGUCCAGUCGGUUCAGUCCCAGUACACGUUCUUGAGCUCUCAGCCUGCCCUCACGUCGCUCGCCGACUCGUCGUCGAAUACCUACGCUAAGCUGUUCGGCGAUGCCACGGCGUACCGCGACUCUUCCGUGUCCGCCAACCCUCUUGCUGGUCUCAACAGCCUGAACACGUCUACCAACUCGAACGCAUCCACCGCCAACGCCAUUCCCGCCUCCAACCCAUUGUCCAACCAGGCACAAUGGGCUGAUCUCACCGAGAACAGCGUGUCCGACUUCCUGGCGUCUUUGUCGGGCGCCAACGCGACGACUGACACUGCCGAUGCUCUCGGCAGUGCCGAGGAAGACGCCUUUUCCAAGCAGCUCGAGGCCCUCAUUGCCCAGUCUGGUGGCACCUCGCCUUCGGCUCCGUUUGUCUUCCCCGGUACGACCUUCAGCCCCAACGCCUACCUCAACAUGUCUCCCUCUCCUCUGCAGUCAUUGUCCAACUCGCAGACACCACGGUCGACGACUGGCGAAUCAGCAUCGGCAUCAGCGUCGCCCUCAUCAGAUGCCGCUGCCGCCUUUGCUUCGUCGACGGGCGCCCCUGUUUGCGGUACCUCCAAGGUCAUCCACGUCCUUGGAGACGACGGACGCGUCAUGCGCCCAUCAGAGGUCUGGACCAAGAUGGGCAUGCACACAACCGAGCCGGGAGACUUCCUCAUCGACGACCUGUGCGACCAAAUGAAAUCAAAGGCUACCUGCAAGGAUGGAAGAAGGUAUAUGAAGUUUGACGACGUCAAGACCAUGGUCGCUGCUCGUGCUAGCGGAGUGGACUGCGAUGAAGCAUCACCGCCUCCGAAGACCGAGUACACCGACCCCGCCGAAAGCCAAGCGCGUCUCAACGAGGCGUACAUCCAGGCCAACGGCGGUCUUUAGAGUUCGAUUUCGUUCGCCACGCUUUUUCUACGACCCACAUUCGUCAUUGAAUCAGUCGCAUGUGCAUCGCCGGUCACCAGCCGCCGACGCUUCCGCACUGUGUAUCACUUCGCCGACUCGUGCCACCACCACCACAACCUCUCUCUGUACAGUAUAGUUGCCACCAGGAGCCGCGAGACGAGGGCAUGCAUGCCCAAACCCACAAAAAUGGCCUGUAGCGAAGGCGGAGGGAUUGACUCGAGCGACCAGUGUUCGCUCACAGCAUAACCCUCCAGCCAUGACGCUUAGCAGUCCCGUCACGCAUCCACAAAACGCAUGUACUCUGUAUUCUAGGUACCUUGGACUCUCGGGUCUGGUCUGAUGCCACCUGUUCACUUCGAA
Messenger RNA from Vanrija pseudolonga, 3196 nucleotides. RefSeq names its product AP-1-like transcription factor napA (gene napA). The transcript is spliced from 3 exons. The record is from RefSeq and is a predicted model, not a curated record. The coding region runs from base 680 to 2815 and encodes 711 amino acids. Gene Ontology annotation, biological process: regulation of DNA-templated transcription. Gene Ontology annotation, molecular function: DNA-binding transcription activator activity, RNA polymerase II-specific; transcription cis-regulatory region binding. Gene Ontology annotation, cellular component: RNA polymerase II transcription regulator complex. NCBI's taxonomy places the organism in Eukaryota, Fungi, Basidiomycota, Tremellomycetes, Trichosporonales, Trichosporonaceae.